Messenger RNA from Ricinus communis (castor bean), 2055 nucleotides. RefSeq lists its product as uncharacterized. Bases 110 to 1588 code for a protein of 492 amino acids. Lineage: Eukaryota; Viridiplantae; Streptophyta; Magnoliopsida; Malpighiales; Euphorbiaceae. The record is from RefSeq and is a predicted model, not a curated record. The transcript is spliced from 10 exons.
UUAACUCUUAGCCUUUUAUUUAAAAUGAUGAAAAUACCCUUCGUCCUAUUUUCUAUUUUCUCGCGCCUUUUCUCUCCACAAUCACCACCAAACGGGAGAGAGAAAUGCAAUGGCUACUACUGCACAAACCUGUCUGAGCUCCCUUUUCAUUAUCCAGAUUCUCUUACUAACCUUUUCUUUUUUUUGCUCAAUUGUCUCCGCACAAGAACGCUCUUUGGUUGUUGGCGAGUCUAGUAAAUUGCAGCUCUCUCCUAGUUUGCAAGUGUUUAAGUCCCCAGGUACUAAGCCUGGCUCGUUGGUGCUCUGUGAAAGAGUUUAUAUUCAUGGAUUAUCUAGGCUCAAAAACUUACAAAAGUUUUCCCAUACGUUAAAGGUGACCAUUUCACAUUCAAGUUCAAGCCUCCGCCGGCCAAAUGUUGAGGUUUGUUUCCAUAGGAAUGCUUCCCUUGCUACGGGGAUGUGCCCUCAAGGAAAGUGGGAGAAGGUUGAUAAAGGUCCAUGGGUUCGAGCUAUGUCGCCUUUUGACCACAAGAUAUUAGAUGUAAGGAUGGCUGGUUCAUCCUUGGAAAACCUUGAACUGUCUAUUGAAGAAGAAUUCUACUUAUAUCGCGUGAUCUUCUUAAUCUUGGGCAUUGUCAUGUUGAGCGUGGCGUCUGCUUUGAGCAAGUCAUUAGCUUUUUACUACAGCAGUGCCAUGGCAAUUGGUAUCAUCCUUGUAACACUGGUGGUCCUUUUUCAGGGGAUGAAGCUUCUGCCAACUGGCCGAAAGAACUCACUUGCAAUUUUUGUCUACUCAUCUCUUGUUGGCCUGGGAUCCUUUCUUCUUCGAUACGUACCAGGAUUACUACGUUCAUUACUUGUGGAGAUUGGUAUUAGUGAAGACAUGUAUUAUCCUUUGGCUAUUUUUCUGGUGGCUUUUGUUGUUCUGGCUGGAGCAUGGAUGGGUUUCUGGGCUGUUCGUAAACUUGUCCUGACAGAAGAGGGUUCAGUUGAUAUAAGUACCUCUUAUUUUGUUGCCUGGUCCAUUCGGAUUUUGGGUGUCAUUAUGAUUCUUCAGAGUUCUUUGGAUCCGCUGCUGGCAGCUGAAGCAUUAAUAUCUGGAAUAGUGGUUUCAUCAAUACUAAGGAGAAUUUUCAGAUUGAGAUUUUUGCGUCGAAUGUGCAAGAAAUUGGUCAAAUUCAUCAGAAACAUCCAGAUGGGAUCUCAUAUUCUUCCUGAUUUAUCACCAUUUGGGAAUGCUCAUGAUGAAUAUGGAUCGAAGACGCCUGAGGACCGGCGUCAAGCCAAGCGAUUCACCCUAGCUUCUUGCAGUUCUUCUAUGCAAGGUCUUAGCAGGACACCGCAACAUCAGCUGUCAGAUUCAGAUGUUUACCCUUCAACGUUCCAUGCCACUCCAGAAAGGAGAAAAUUCUCCAAAGAUGCAUGGGAAAAGUUUACCAGAGACUCCACACAAAAAGCUGUCAAAGAACUUGUUUCCUCCCCUGAUUUCAGCAAAUGGGUUGCUGCAAAUGCAGAAAGAAUCACUGUAACUCCGAAGUCCACCAGUACUCCUAGCCAGUCACGUCGCAAGUGGCUAUUUUGGUCUUAAAAUUUAUUUGCUCUGCCAACUCAAACGGCUAGGAGGAACGGAGCUAGAAACUUCAGACACAAGACCCAUUAUGAGGUGCAACAUGUUGCUAGCCCAAGAUGCGGGAAUUACGUCUAUUUCUUUGUAGAAUUGUACAUUGAUGUCUGUAGAAUGGCUAGUUUCUGUAUCCUAGUUUUUGUAUGCUAGAUUACCUUAGAUCCUAAAAUUAAAUCAGUAGGAUCAUAGUGUCAUUCUUGCCCAGUAGGUAAUUGAAAUUUUCGAUGACGAUCACGAGUCUAUUUCUGAAUUUCAUUUGAGACUACUGCUGUUGUGUUCUCAGUUUAGUUUAAGAAGACUAGGAUCAUAAACCGUUACCCCUUCAAUUUAGACAGAAUGAUUAUGCUGUGAAAUGCUUUCACUAAUAGUCUUGAGGGGGAAAUUUUUUGUCGAACGCCUGUGAAUAAUAUCAUGAAAUUUGUUGGCAAAAA